Neltuma alba is the source of this 3192-nucleotide messenger RNA. Its product is annotated as pentatricopeptide repeat-containing protein At1g71420-like. Gene Ontology annotation, biological process: RNA modification. Gene Ontology annotation, cellular component: intracellular membrane-bounded organelle. The coding region runs from base 70 to 2346 and encodes 758 amino acids. Lineage: Eukaryota; Viridiplantae; Streptophyta; Magnoliopsida; Fabales; Fabaceae. The transcript is spliced from 2 exons. The record is from RefSeq and is a predicted model, not a curated record. Gene Ontology annotation, molecular function: RNA binding; zinc ion binding; protein binding.
AAGAAAUUGUCACUUUUUGUGGAAUGUGCACCUUGCUGUUAAGCUGGCUCGAGCGACUUCACUGCAUUGAUGCUGCAUUUGAUCAAGCUUGUGUGUCGCAUCUCCCCCAGAAAUUGUCACGUGAUCCAUCUUUCUACUUCCAAUGCACAACCCAAAGCCAAAAAUAUUUUUGAACAAAUACAUUCUCUUUCCAUACAGGGUAACCUUCAUGAAGCUCUCUCACUUUUUUACACCUGCAACAUACCCAUUGGCUCGUCUUUGUCUCGUCAAACCUGUGCCACUUUGUUUCAUGCCUGUGCACGCCAUAAGUAUCUCCCUGGAGGCACGGGUCUGCAUCAUUACUUACUUGAGAGAGACCCCUCAAUCAAAUAUGACCUCUUUGUUACCAAUCAUAUUAUGAAUAUGUACUGCAAGUGUGGCCAGAUGGCUGAUGCCCACUACCUGUUUGAUCAAAUGUCCCAAAGAAAUAUUGUCUCUUGGACUGCCCUCAUUUCGGGAUACGCUCAAUCUGGCCGUGUGAGAGAAUGUUUCACUCUCUUCUCCAGCCUUAUGGAGCACUGCCGCCCUAAUGAAUUUGCUUUUGCAAGUUUGCUUAGUGCUUGUGAGGAGCAUGGCAUCAAUUGUGGCAGGCAGGUACAUGCAGUUGCAUUGAAAAUUUGUUUGGAUGCCAAUGUAUAUGUUGCGAAUUCUCUUAUUACCAUGUAUUGCAAGUGUUCUGGAUACGGUGGAGUUUUUGAUGAUAAAACAGAUGAGGGCUGGACCAUUUUUAAGUCAAUGGAGUUCCGAAAUCUUAUUUCUUGGAAUUCAAUGAUUGCAGGAUUUCAAUCUCGUGGACUUGGCGACCAGGCCAUUUGCCUGUUUACACAAAUGUAUCAGCAUGGCAUUGGGUUUGACCGUGCCACCCUACUUAGUGUCCUUUCUUCCUUGUCUGAAUGCAGUAAUACUGAUGAUAUUGGCAGACAUCUCUGGAGGUGUUUCCAAUUGCAUUGUCUCUCUAUCAAAAGUGGGUUUAUUUCACAAGUUGAAGUGAGAACUACAUUGCUCAAAUCCUAUGCAGAUCUUGGCGGGUGCAAUUCUGACUGUUAUAGGCUCUUCUCUGAAACAAGUUCUUAUCAAGAUAUUGUCUUAUGGACUGCUAUUAUCACAGUGUUUGCAGAACAAGAUCCUGAGCAUGCCCUUUUUCUCUUCUGCCAAAUGCAUCGGAAUGACUUUGUACUGGAUUGGCAUGCAUUCUCAAUUGUCUUAAAGGCUUGUGCAGUCUUUGUUACUGAGCAGCAUGCCUUGGCGGUUCACUCGCAAGUAAUUAAAAAGGGUUUUCAAGAAGACACUGUAAUUGCAAACGCGUUGAUCCAUGCUUAUGCAAGGUGUGGCUCCUUAGUAUUCUCUGAACAAGUAUUUGAUGAGAUGGAUUGCCACGAUUUGGUUUCCUGGAAUUCAAUGCUCAAAUCUUAUUCCUUACAUGGAAAAGCUAGAGAAGCACUGCAGCUGUUUCAGCAGAUGAAUGUCAAUCCAGAUUCUGCAACUUUUGUUGCUCUCCUCUCAGCUUGCAGCCAUGCUGGGCUUGUUGAAGAAGGAGUGAAAAUAUUUAACGCUAUGCCUCAAAAUUAUGGACAUGCUCCUCAGCUAGAUCACUAUGCCUGCAUGGUUGACCUUUUUGGACGGGCUGGGCGAAUGGUUGAGGCUAAUGAUUUGAUACACAAGAUGCCAAUGAAACCUGAUUCUGUAAUCUGGAGUGCAUUACUUGGAUCUUGCAGAAAGCAUGGUGAGGCCCACUUGGCCAAAUUAGCAGUUGAUAAACUUAUGGAGUUAGAGCCUAAAAAUUCAUUGGGCUAUGUGCAAAUGUCAAACAUAUAUUCUUCCGCUGGUAGUUUUAAUGAAGCUAGCUUGAUUAGGAAAGAAAUGAGAGGCUCUAGGGUGAGAAAAGAACCUGGAUUAAGCUGGAUUGAGAUUGGAAAGAAGGUUCAUGAGUUUGCCUCAGGAGGUCAACGCCAUCCACAGAGGGAGCUCAUACUCAACAGGCUUGAAAUAUUGAUUAGACAGUUAAAGGAAAAGGGUUAUGUGCCAGAGACAAGCGUUGCCUUGUACGACACAGAAGAGGAGAACAAAGAGGAGCAAUUGUUCCAUCAUAGUGAGAAGAUGGCAUUGGUAUUUGCCAUAAUGAAUGAAGGCGGUUUGCCUUAUGGUGGUAAUGUCAUAAAAAUUAUCAAGAACAUUCGUAUUUGUGUAGAUUGCCAUAACUUCAUGAAAUUAGUAUCAGAUGCAUAUCGAAAGGAGAUUAUUGUGAGAGACUCAAACCGCUUCCACCACUUUAAAGAUGCCCGAUGCUCGUGUAAUGACUAUUGGUGACAUAUUAACGAGCUGCAAGAUAUGGGGUACAAGACGCGGGGAAGUUCCAUGCUUUUGAUGUUUGAAGCAUUUGCUUAAGCAGGAAACGUAUUUGUGCUGCGGAAGGUAUGUCAUGGAAUGAAAGCUGCAGCUUAUUCUCCUGCAAAGAAUUUUGGCAGAAUAGUUAGAGGACAAGAGAGCUGUUUACCAGAAAAUCUAAGAUGCUUUGCUGAUCCAAAAACGAGGUGGGGAGAAAUAUGAAACGUUGAUUAUGUACUGCAGAGAUCAUUGACUAGACUAAGGUGUGGCACUGGUGCAUGAAAUAAGUGAGAGGCUUGUUUUGGAACUUAAGCUGGACACAUUCUUCAUUACAAUAUUCAGCAAGCAACAAUGAACUAGCUGAGGAACUUUUUGAGGAGUCUAGAUCAAAUAAUUAUGACCUUAACUGUUGUUUCUUCGGCAUAAUGAUGAGAGUUUUGAGAAAUUCGGGGAAUCAUUGGAAAGCUGGAAAUCUAUUUGUCCUGGUGAAAUAAGCGGGUAUUUGAGCCCAUAAUUGCCACCAUGCACUUGCUUAUGGCUUCUUAUGGAAUCUCUAACAUCCUGAAUGCUCUCUACCCUAAGCCUCUGUUACAGAUGCACGUCUCAAACAUAAAUAAGUUUGGAGACAAAAGGUUCAGGAAGAUGAAGGAAAUAGUCUUGGAACUAGAUCAGCGAAUAUGGAUAUGCUUUAUCAGAGGUGCGAGCUUAUAAUGGAUGAUAACUAAAGCAUGCUUGUUCAUAAGCUUCUGGGAGAAAAAUCCGAAUAAUUUCAGAGGUGGGCCGACAUUAAGAGAAACUAGAACCUCUGGAAGACAAUGGAGCUCUAAA